Messenger RNA from Apiotrichum porosum, 1089 nucleotides. RefSeq lists its product as uncharacterized. Bases 1 to 1089 code for a protein of 362 amino acids. Lineage: Eukaryota; Fungi; Basidiomycota; Tremellomycetes; Trichosporonales; Trichosporonaceae. The record is from RefSeq and is a predicted model, not a curated record. The transcript has a single exon.
AUGGCUCCAUCGCCACCCAUUGGGGCGAAUGAGACCGAGGUCGUCACCCAGCCAGGCGACACCACUGUUGAACGUCCAACCGUCGCAAUCGACCGCGCCUUCUUCCCCGAGAUCUUUGAAGACAUCUUUGCGUACUCAAGCAAGGAGGCAUUGUUCGCGCUUCGGCGUUCGUGUCGCGACCUCUUCGAACGAGUGAACGCCAUCUUUGACCCCUAUCACAUCAACUUACGCAUGUACUGCCAGGACGACACCUCCCGUCAUGUCUUGUAUAUCCACGACACCUACAAUUAUCUCUUAUUUGGCAAACACGGCAGCCCCCCGGAAAGUUGGAUCAAGGUCCUGUCACUCAGACAGGAGCGGGACGACUAUUGUCUUGACGAGUACAAUUUUGAAGGGAGCACCAUGAAAGUCGAGUUUCUUACCCUGCCUCAGCGGCUAACCAAUCUCGAAGUGGUCCGCAUUCUGCCUAACUUUGGCGGGAAUCUGUUUAACCACCUGCCCUACUUCAAUCUUGAGCAAAUCAGUGAAGUCUAUGCUGCUGCUCCCACGUACAUUGUCUUUACUGGAGACGAUGGUCUGCGCCUUCCGAAAUCCCGCAACAGGUCCAGCGCCCUCAAGACGAAGAAUCUCGUCAUCAACAUCGGAGGGUGGUAUGGCCAUAUCGACGACCAGUGGCUCUCCCCUGAUCUCAUUUGGCCGAACCUCUCCGAGGUCGUUUUGUUCUUUGACUCUGAACUCGACACGUCUGAAACCGAUCUGUGCGUGUCACUCUUGACCGCACGCCCAGUCAAGAACAUUCGCUACACCGUCGUGGGCCUUGAGGAUGCGCGUCAAGAGUACGGCUCCCAGGACGACGAUGAUAAUUGGAAGUCAGCUCUGCUGGCUCGUAUCCGCAUCAAGCUCAACUUGGCGAUUGCGGCCAUCCCGCAGCAAACGAAAGAUAAAUGGACCAAGGCAAUCAGGAAGGGCAUGGAUACCGAGAAAAUUCUUGGCCGUGUGACAGUCCUGUCCAAAUCCGAGUACCGUUCGAAGGUUGGGAAGAACUUCUACAGGCUCGUGACAGAGGAAUAUUGGACGCCAGUGGAGUGA